AUGUAAAACGAAAGGACGUAACAGCUUCUUAGAUCUAAAGGGAGCUCCUAUAUCCCACAAAAUCCUUAGACACUCUCUCCUCUUAACAAAUAAACCUAAAAUUCCAUUAUUCAAUCCAACAAAUAUAUAACUAACUAUGCAGUCUAAAAGUUAUAAAAUUAAUCAACUCAUAUUACAAUGUAUAUAAUUAUUACAUUAUAGUACACCUUCUAAUGAUAGAAGAACCUCAACUACACCUAAUAGAUCAUCAAUAAAUGUUAUACCUAAUCAUUCCUCUUCUGUCUCACCUAUUCGUGUAGUUUAGUUAUCAACUGAAAGAGUUCAAAAACCUCAAGAAAUACAUGAAGUACAUCAUUUUGAAAGACCUAUUUAAGUUGUUAAUGUUGAAGAAAUGGAAUAUAAAUAUAAAUUUAAAAUCUAACAAUUAGAGUUGAAGAUCUAUUAAUUAUAAGUUGAGAAUCAAAGAAUAAAAAUUAGUGGUUAUAUUGAAUAAUCUAUACCUAUUGAAAAUACUACAAAACUUAAUGAAUUAGAAAGAAUCAAUUAAAAUUUAAGAAAUUUAGAAGAAAAAUUAAGAAUUGAAUUAAAAUAACUUAAAGAAGAAUUAUAAAAUUGGAAAGACAGAUAUAAUGAAUUAUAGAGAUAAUAAUCAAAUUAAAAUGGAUUUAAUGAAGAAUUACGAUAAUUGAAAAAAUAAAUUUCAUAAUUAGAGGAAGAAAAUAAAGAUUUAUAAAUAAAUAUUAAAGAUAAAGAUCAAGAAAUCUUAAAAUUAAGAUCUAUCUUAAAUGAAAAAGAUGAUAUUAUUGAUCAACUUAAUGAUUAAAUAUAAGAACUUUAAGUAAUUUAAGAGAAUUAUAGUCGAGUUGAAACUACUUUAAUAUCUUUAUAAGGUGAGGUAGAUGUUUGGAGAAAGAAAUUCAAAGAAAAAAAUGAAGAAGCUUCAGAAUUAAGUGAAAAAUUAAUAAUGGCUGAAACAUCUUUAGAAGCUAUGAAAAAGAGAUAAACUACAUAAGUUAAAGAAAUAAAUGUUAGUAAAACUAAUAAUAAUCAUAAUGUUGGGAUUACUAUGACAUAAUCUAUUGAAAUGCCAGGUAGAUUUUCGACUAAUCGAGGUACUCAUAAUUCUAACAAAUAAUAAAGUUGA
Messenger RNA from Paramecium pentaurelia, 1144 nucleotides. Lineage: Eukaryota; Ciliophora; Oligohymenophorea; Peniculida; Parameciidae. The record is from the annotation of a GenBank genome assembly.